CUAUUUUUUUUUUAAGAUAUAUAUAUAUAAUGUGAAAUAUAAAUACCAGUAACUUGUAAUUCGUAAUACUUAUAAAUACUUUAACACCACAACAUCAUGAGUGAAUUUAUAGAUCGUCCAAGAUCAGAAUUGACUGAACUCGAGUUACAAAAAUUAGAGGAAUUUGAGUUUACUCAUGGACCAAUGUCAUUAAUCCAAACAGCUGUGAAUAAUCAGACUCCUAUCGUUAUAUCAUGCAGAAAUAAUCAUAAACUAAUAGCUAAGGUCAAAGCUUUUGAUAGACACUGUAAUUUGGUGUUGGAAAAUGUAAAGGAAUUAUGGACCGAAACGGUGAAAAAUAGCAAAGGUAAGAAGAUUAAAUCAAUUUCAAGGGAAAGAUUCAUUUCUAAGUUAUUCCUUAGAGGUGAUUCUAUCAUCAUCAUAUUGAAGGCUUAAACUCCGCUAUAAAGGUCAUUUCCCUUAUUUCAUAACAUGUAUUAUUAUUAUUAUUAUCGACAUCUUAGAUAGAGUUCAAAUUAUUGCAUAUUAUUAUAUAUAUUGUUGGCGU
Molecule: messenger RNA, 547 nt
Organism: Scheffersomyces coipomensis
Lineage: Eukaryota; Fungi; Ascomycota; Pichiomycetes; Serinales; Debaryomycetaceae
Gene: SMD2
Product: mRNA splicing protein
Exons: 2
Coding region: 97-435 (112 amino acids)
Biological process (GO): spliceosomal snRNP assembly; RNA splicing
Cellular component (GO): U4/U6 x U5 tri-snRNP complex; catalytic step 2 spliceosome; precatalytic spliceosome
Molecular function (GO): RNA binding
Source: RefSeq, a predicted model, not a curated record